AUGGCACUGUCUGAAUUCAGUUUGCCAUAUGUGCCCCAGAAAGCUGUCAAAGGCCAAGCGUUGGUCGAUUUCUUGGCCCAACAUCCCUCACUAUAUGGUUUUGGGGGCAAUGACGUUGAAAUUAGCAUGGUGGAAAUACGUGAUAAUUACUGGAUGAUGUACUUUGAUGGCUCUAGUACUUUAGUCUCAGCUGGUGUUGGGAUCGUUAUUCAAUCCCCAAAUCACAGCCGCUGGUACUUUUUUCUCAAGUUCGAUUUUGAUUGUACGAAUAAUCAGGUCGAAUACGAAGCUCUUAUCAUCGGCCUUGGUGUCCUACAUGAUUUACGGGUAACUCGUGUCCUUAUUGUCGGUGAUUCCGAACUUGUGAUAAACCAACUUAAUGGGACUUUUCGUUGCAUGAGUUGCACUCUGCCACCUUAUCGCAUGGUUGCCAGCUAUUUGGCCGAGUCUUUCAACGGUGUUACUUUCAAACACAUUUCACGAGUUCGAAACACUGACGCAAACUAA
Messenger RNA from Pyrus x bretschneideri (Chinese white pear), 507 nucleotides. RefSeq lists its product as uncharacterized. The transcript has a single exon. The record is from RefSeq and is a predicted model, not a curated record. Lineage: Eukaryota; Viridiplantae; Streptophyta; Magnoliopsida; Rosales; Rosaceae. Bases 1 to 507 code for a protein of 168 amino acids. Gene Ontology annotation, molecular function: nucleic acid binding; RNA-DNA hybrid ribonuclease activity.